AUGGCCCCGCUUGGUACUGACAUUCUACUACUUGGCAGAUACCUCGCAUCUAGUAGUAGAUCUGGACAUCGAGGGCGCGAGUCUCGUUACAGCACGUACUCAUACCCUGAUGAAGACCAGUAUUCUACAUACUGCCCCCGGCCUUCCGCCUGCAGAGUGCGCAAUGGCGCGAGGACACAUCAUGAGCCAAGGCGGCGCAAGCAUAGGAGAACGAGACCCGUAACGAGUCCCCCCUUCGCUACCCGUGACAAUUAUCAGGAGCAGCAAUACAGGGAGUCAGCUGAACCCAGAUCGCCACGACCAGCCAAACCGCAUUCUCAGUAUGCGCACGAUGAUUCCUAUGCAAGUGGAAGGGUCUCGCCGGCUUCAUCACAUGAAGAUUUCGAGGGCGAGGAGACUCAUCAGUACGAAGACCAUUUUCUUUGCUUACUGUGCAGAAACAAUGGCAAGGCCCUCUACCGCAUAAAGGAUCGACGGAACACAACCGAGACCCGAGGCCUACCGUACUUCGUCUUCUAUGAUCCCCAGACACAUCGAAUCCUGCCCCCUGACACCGAUCGAGGCCCGUCUGAAGAGAGAGCAACUGACGGUCAUGCUUGCGACGAUCACUUUGACGUGUUGUCUAGAGCAGCUUUGCAACACGGCUGGAAUGAAGAAGCUCCGACACCUCGGAAGAUGGAUUACUCGACUAUGUUUCAGUGCCUUGUAUACAUGGACAUGUUGAUUGAUCCCUUCGGAUCGGGCGAAAGUAUCGACUUGAAGUAUGGUAGGACAUGUAUUCUUACCGCUCCCGGCGUGAUGUUCCGCUAUAUUGAAUUUUCCCGUUGGCGUAGCCGCAUCUACCGUUGCACAGCUCAAAAAUCGCGUUACAAGCCAAGACGAUGUCCAGUUCCAGUGGGCUCACAGGCGGGUCUCGUAGCGCCGUCCAAGAACGUUGCCGAGCGAACCUUUCGAGCUGUUUAA
Molecule: messenger RNA, 963 nt
Organism: Filobasidium floriforme
Lineage: Eukaryota; Fungi; Basidiomycota; Tremellomycetes; Filobasidiales; Filobasidiaceae
Exons: 3
Coding region: 1-963 (320 amino acids)
Source: RefSeq, a predicted model, not a curated record